Messenger RNA from Torulaspora delbrueckii, 1170 nucleotides. RefSeq lists its product as uncharacterized. Gene Ontology annotation, cellular component: tRNA (m1A) methyltransferase complex. Gene Ontology annotation, biological process: tRNA methylation. The record is from RefSeq and is a predicted model, not a curated record. The transcript has a single exon. The coding region runs from base 1 to 1170 and encodes 389 amino acids. Lineage: Eukaryota; Fungi; Ascomycota; Saccharomycetes; Saccharomycetales; Saccharomycetaceae.
AUGGUGCGAUUGGUAUUCUUCCGAAGGUUGCAUACUUUUAAACCCUUUGACGUGGUAAUUCUCAGAUCGCUGGCGAAACCCAAUGAGAAAUUUCAUCUGUCGCAGCCGUUAGAGCCGGGAUUGACCGUUAAGACUGGAAAUGGACCCAUACCGCACGAGGAUAUCAUUGGAAGACCUUUUAGGUCAUUGAUUAGUUCUAAUACGAGUUCUGGACCUUCGCAGCACAAGUACAUUGUGGUAAAACCAUCUUUAGAAGAGUACGUGGUAAAUCGAAGGCGAGAAGCGCAACCGAUCUAUUCUUUGGAUGCAAGUUUAAUAGUAGAAUUGAGCGGUAUUUGUGUAGAUUAUCCGCUGUUGAAACAGGGACAGAGUACUAGCUCACGGGCUUUGUCCAAAUGGAAGCAAUUAGACCCGAAAGAUCCAUAUGAAAGUUUCUUACAUACCAAGCAAUUGAGUCGAAACCAGAAUCUUCCCAAAGAUGUCAUUACUGUAGAGCCACCACAACAAUUCUUAGAGUGUGGAACAGGUCAUGGUUCACUGACAUUGAACAUCUUGAAAGAGAUUCAUAGUGGUAAUGCAUUUUACGAUGGUGAGAAUGACUCGACUAGAGGUGCAAUCUUGCAUUCGUUGGAUAAGAACGAAAAACACAUGAAGAUCGGUCUUAGAAACGUGAAACAUUAUAAUCAUGGGAUGUACUGGCCCGAUGUUGAGUUCCACUUGGUGGAUGGGGCUCCUCAGGAUUGGCUACAAACCGAUGUAGCUAAUUACUACCGCCACGAGGUAGGCCGUGCAAAGGACAAUGGGCCUUUUCUCAAUGGUGUAUUCUUGGAUAUGCCGUCGCCUGAGUUGCAGCUGCAUCUGCUCUCCGAAGCCCUUCUUGUCGAUUCUCCAAUAGUGGUGUUUGUUCCCAGUAUAAUGCAGAUUUGGGAUUGCUUAUCGAUGGUCAAGAAGAAAGGUAUUCGUUUGACGCUAGUGAAAGUCUACGAAUUAAUGGCCGGGUCCGGCGGAGGUGGUUUGAGAGAAUGGGAUCUCCGCAAAGUUUCUGUAAGGGAAACUGGGCAAGAUGGUAUCGUUGUAAGGCCCAAAGUCGGUGUUAGAACAGUCGGUGGAGGGUUCAUCGGUGUCUUUAGAAAACUACCGGAGGAUUCCAUUGUUAAGACGUGGGAUUAG